AUGUAUUUCCCAGGAAAAGUUGUACAGUUCCUCCAGUUCUGCGGCAUCAUUGCCGUGGAGGUGGUCCCCAUCGCGGAGGACUGGCCGGGUUAUGUAUACAAUAUCUCGGCCAUCGAGAAGGCGGCCAAGAACUUUGUCAUCGAGGAUAACCCCCUCGAUGCCAUCGUCACCCGCGGGAACUGGGUGAGCCCCGAGUAUAAAAACCUCUACUCGGUUGCCCUGCCGAUCCCACCUGUUCUGGAGCCUAAGCGAACCCUCACCAACCCGACCACCGGCAGGCCAAUGCACUAUUAUGAGGUCGAGAUCCGACCCUUCAUGCAGCAGAUUUAUCCCGACCUGGGUGCGACCCGGCUUGUCGGAUACAAUGGCAUGUCUCCCGGGCCGACCGUCAUUGUGCCGCGCGACACCGAGACCGUCAUGCGCUUCGCCAACAAUGCCGACCAGGAGAACGCUGUCCACCUCCACGGAUCGUACUCGCGUGCUCCCUGGGAUGGUUGGGCAGAGGAUUUGACCUUCCCCGGCCAGUACAAGGACUACUACUACCCCAACACACAGACAGCUCGCACCUUGUGGUACCACGAUCAUGCCAUGCACAAGACUGCUGAGAACGCCUACUUUGGUCAAGCGGGUUUCUAUAUGAUCACUGACCCAGCAGAGGAUGCGCUCAACCUCCCAAGCGGGUACGGCAAGUUUGACAUCCCCCUGAUGCUCAACUCCAAGCAGUACAACAGCAACGGCACUCUCUACUCGCCCAGAAACGAGAGGGACAGCCUGUGGGGUGACGUGAUCCACGUCAACGGGCAGCCCUGGCCAUUCUUCGACGUGCAGCCCAGGAAGUACCGCCUGCGAUUUUUGAACGCGGCCGUGUCGAGGAACUUUGCCUUGUACUUUACCAAGACCAACGAUUUGAACGCAAGGCUCGACUUUCAGGUCAUUGCCAGUGACAGUGGACUGUUUACCGAGCCGGUCACCACAAACAAGAUUUAUGUCUCAUCGGGAGAGCGCUACGAGGUUGUGGUUGACUUUGCUCAAUAUGCUGGACAGUCGAUCGAAAUCCGCAACAUCCCAGACGUCGACAACCUCGGCACGGACAGGAACUACGAGAAGACGGGACAGGUCAUGAAGAUCAACGUAGCCGAAGCCAGCACGCUCGCUGAGCCCGACACAUCCGUCGUCCCCUCGCGCCUCCGCGCCGUCAACUUCCCCUCGGGCGGCAACGGCAUCGACCACAGCUUCCGGUUCCACCGCAGCCGGUCCGAGUGGCUGAUCAACGGCGUGGGAUUCUCCGACGUCAACAACCGCGUGCUGGCCAACGUCCCGCGCGGCACCGUCGAGAUCUGGGAGCUCGAAAACGUCUCUGGCGCCUGGACGCACCCUAUCCACAUGCACCUUGUCGAUUUCAGGAUCAUCAGCCGGCAGGGCGGAGCGCGCAACGGCGUCGUGGAGCCGUACGAGUCCAAGGGCCUCAAGGACGUGGUGUGGCUGGCCAGGAACGAAAAGGUGCUGGUCGAGGCGCACUACGCGCCCUGGGACGGCGUCUACAUGUUCCACUGCCACAACCUGAUCCACGAGGACAACGACAUGAUGGCCGUCUUCAACGUCACGUCGCUGCCCGACUUUGGCUACGGCGACAGCGCCCGCUUCGUCGACCCCAUGCAGCCCGAGUUCAGGGCCAAGUCCUACAGCGCCGACGAGAUGAGCGCCCGCGCUGGCAGCUUCACGCCCCAGGCCAUCGACAACCAGCUGCGGUCCCUGGCCGAGGCCAACCCCUACCCGGACCCCGAGGGCGUCAAGGCCGCGCUCCAGCAGUACUGGGCCACCAAGACCGCCGAGUCAACGCCCGCGCCGACGCCCAUCUCGCGCGUCAGGCGGCUCCGCGUCUGA
Messenger RNA from Pyricularia oryzae 70-15, 1884 nucleotides. RefSeq names its product bilirubin oxidase. The coding region runs from base 1 to 1884 and encodes 627 amino acids. The transcript is spliced from 5 exons. The record is from RefSeq and is a predicted model, not a curated record. Gene Ontology annotation, molecular function: oxidoreductase activity; copper ion binding. NCBI's taxonomy places the organism in Eukaryota, Fungi, Ascomycota, Sordariomycetes, Magnaporthales, Pyriculariaceae.